Messenger RNA from Leptinotarsa decemlineata (Colorado potato beetle), 6951 nucleotides. RefSeq names its product TATA element modulatory factor (gene Tmf). Lineage: Eukaryota; Metazoa; Arthropoda; Insecta; Coleoptera; Chrysomelidae. The record is from RefSeq and is a predicted model, not a curated record. Gene Ontology annotation, cellular component: Golgi apparatus; endoplasmic reticulum.
UUUCUCGUUUUGUAAAUACCGAACACAGAACAAAUGUAACUGAGACAACAGAUCUGCAUUAUCGAACACUUACUGAGCUAAUCGAACGCACAAAUUUGUAUUAAACGGAACAGUUUGUGAUGGUGAUGAUGUAUGAUGUAUGUGUCUGCUGUCAAAACAUAUUAAACCCAUGAAUCAAAAUGAGUUGGUUUGAUGCCACAGGCCUAGCUAGUAUUGCAAAGUCGGCCCUGAAAGAAGCACAGAGAACGAUUGACAAGGCUUUAGAUAUUAAAGAUGAUAAUGCACAAAUUGCUCCUUCCACUACCCCUAUUGAUAUUAACUCUGAAGAUUUUUUUGGUACCUGGGGAGUUGCAGAAUCCGAAAAUAAUGACUUGAAAAGCAAGGUCUUUUCUAAGGAAAAUAGAAUGAGCUCUAGUAUCUGGGGUUCAUUUACGGGUUCUUUCUUUGAAAAUCAGAAAGAUAUAGUCAAAUCAGCAUCUAAUACUAGUCUAGAUGAUACCAUUGACUGCAGCGAUGAACAUUUCAGUCGUAGUAAACUAGUGGUGCAGAGAAGUGAAGAUGGAGAUGAUGAAUCAGAAAAAGUAGCUGGAAAAAACUCCUCAGAUGACCUGUCUGAUUUAGUGGAAAUAAGUUUAAGUGAUGGAAAAAAUGAAGCUGGUGAUAACCAAAAUGAUACCUUAAUAGUUAGAAGAUCUGAUAAGCUAACAACCUCCCAAAUCAACAGACUCUCUGGGAUAAGUGGCGAAAGUGGAAAGAACAGUUCAGAGAGUGUUGAUAUCCUAACUUGUAGUACAGAAUGUACAAGCCCGGAUUCAGAUUUGCUGUCACUGGGACAGUCAAUAUCUACUUCUAGUUCUGCUUUAGGAUCACAACCUGGAUCAGAUUCUGUUGAAAUAAUUGGAGAUAGUCUAACUAGUCCCAGUUCUGUUGAAGUAAUUGGAAGCAGCAGUACAAGUAGCAGACGCCAAUCCCAGCUUACUGAUGAAUUUGUUUCUCCUUUGCUUUCUCCUUGGUCUGAAGAAAAGUCCAGCGUUUCUGAAAAAACUUCUCCGGACAGCGUAGAAGUUAUCCCUGAAGAUCAAGAAGAAAAUAGUAUAGCCGAAGAUACAGUGUCGUAUACAUCAUUAUCUGAAAGUACUUCUGCCACAGUUCUGGAUUCUACUUUCAACUCCCAACUGAAAUCCCACAAAAUGCUUAAAGAUACUUUUAUGCGAGCUGAUUCUUUAAACGAGAAUGAAAAUUCUACAAAUACUUCCUUUAUUAGUGAUGCCAUUACUAGAGCUCCUAGUCGCACGAUGCAUUUACCUUUGACUCAAGUCUCCCAGGUUAUGAUUGAUACCCAGCCUCAAAGUAAUAAACAAGAUAUGCCAAAUAUCCUCCCGAAAACAAAUGUUAUAGAUAUUCCUUCAGAAAGUGAAAUGGUAACAGAAUGUAGGCUGGAUUUUUCUACAGAUGAAAGCUCUCAUUCUGAUAAAACAGUUAUAGGCAGUGAUAGUAUAAUGGAAAGUAGCAGUGAUACAAGUACCGCUACUGAAGCAAGUAGUCAUUCCACUUAUUUAAAAAUUAUGCUUGCUGAUGCUAUGCUUGAGAAAAGUUUUUCAGAUCAGGAACAAAAUAAUAAAGUCGAGCAGUUUUGUAUUAGUUCUCAAGAUUCUGAUAAGAACAGUUUAGAAAAUAUUUCCAUUUCCCAAGUAGAAAUAUUACCCAGAGAAAACUCACCUGUCAGUUCUGGUAGUCGAUCAGAUUUGGUCAAGAUAGGCUCAGACCACACAUCUGGUGAUGAACUGGAAACCACUACUUCAUCUGAUAUAGAGAUAAUUUCUAGCCCUAAUGGUGAUUCCAGCAGUACACAGAGUCGCCAAAGUCCUGCCAAACCAGCAUGUGUAAAAACUAAGUCGGAAAACUCCACAAUAGAUUCCCUGCUUUGUAAAAUGACCAUAAAGAAAACGAAAGGACACACCAGGGAAUUAUCUGAGGCCUCUAGUAUCAGCGACGAUUUUCAUAGUGAGACAGAUAGGCUUCUGAAGAAGAUCUCAGAAAUGACGGAGAUUCUCGAGUCUAGAGAAGCCAAACUUAUUGAUUUGAAUCACAGAAAUGCCGAAUUACAAGAAAUGAAUAGCGAUCUUCAAAUUCAGAUGGAUUCUAUUAUAACAAGGCAAUUAGAAAGUGCCGAUGUUUCUCAAGUAACAGAGGAAUAUACUCAGCGUCUGUCAGCUUUGGAGAAAAAAUUUCAACAAACUCUUAGGGAGAAAGAUAGUCUGAGAAAAGAUUUAGAACAAAUCAAGCAAGAGGCCGCAUCUAGAAUGAGUAAUGGCGAGAUAAAUGCUGUUAUAUCUGAAAAAGAUGAGGUUAUAAGGGAGCUCAGAGAAGAAGGAGAGAAGCUUUCCAAACAACAAUUGCAGCAUUCAAAUAUCAUAAAAAAGUUGAGAACGAAAGAAAAAGAAAAUGAAAAUACUAUAAAACAUUUAAGGGAAAGAAUUGAAUUGUUGUCAUCAGAGUCAGACCGCCUGAAAAAAUCACUUGCAGCUAAGGAAGAAGUUGAACGCACUCAAAUAGAGGCUGUCCAUCAGUUAACAACAAGGAAUAAAAAGUUGGAUGGGGAAUUAUUACAGUUGAAAGGUCAAAUUGAAGACUUAACACAAAAACAUGAUACAACAAAAAGGUCCCUUGAGGCUGCUAAGAAGGACAUUGCUGAAAAAAAUAAGUCAAACAGUGAAUUGUUGAUUAGAGAACAAAUGGUAGAAACAUUGGAAAACCAGAAGAAACUCGCUGAAGCACAAAAUGAAGAAAUCAUGAAUCAGCUAGAAGAUCUGAGGCACAAACUACGGCAGUCGGAAGAAGUUAGUAUUAAGAAGGAAGAAUGGCAUCGUGAAGAAAAAAAUAAAUUGCUGAGAAGAUUAGAAGAGGCAGAGGCCCGCAAUGAGGAACUAUCACAAUCUGUUUUAGAAGUUAGCAAACCAUUAAUUCGUCAAUUGGAGUCUCUUCAAGCAACACAUACCAUGAAAAUUAGCGGCUUUGAGAAAAUGGAGGAAGAGUUAACAAUGAAAUUAAAUGAGCUUCAGGCCAAACUACAAACAUCUAUCAGUUCGGAAAAAGAAGUUAAAGAGGAAUGUAUUCGAUUAAGGUCUAGAUUAUCUGAAAUUGACAGUCGAGAGAACAGUUCAAAACACAAAAUUGAAAGAUUGGAAAUGGAAUUGGAGAGACAGAAAACCGAGAAUUUACUUACAAAACAAGAACUGAAUAACAAAAUUGAUCAUUUGAACGAUAUUAUUAGGAAAAAUAAAGAAGUCAUUGAUGAGCAGGAACGUCAGCUUUUAACCCUCCAGCACCAGUUAACUUUAGAAAAAUCAACCAAUGAAAUGGAUAAAAGGCAGGCUGAAUCAUUACAAAUCCAAAAUAGAAUAAAUGGUGAUAUACAGUCCUCUGGGGUUGAACAAACUUCACUAACAGGAAGCAAUUCACCGACUCUGAGCUUAGGGAAACUUUCUGUUUCUGAAUCAAUGGCUGGUUCAUUCUGGUCUCAGGACGAACCUUUUGAUACAGGAGCCACCCCUCGAUAUACCAACAUGUUUGAAAUGCAAAUGCUGCAGUCAAAUUUGAAACAACGUGAGGGAGAAUUGCAGCAAUUACAAUGGGAGCUCAACAGGAGAGAGCAAGAACGAUCCCUCCUAAACACAGAAAUAUCAACUUUGCUGACCCGAGUUGAAGAAUUAGCUGGUAGAGCUGAAGAUUAUGAUAGUCUGAAGACUAGAUUGCAAGAAUUAGAACGACAGUAUGAUACACUCUGUCAGUUAUUUGGCGAGAAGGUGGAAGAAAAUGAAGAAUUGAAAUUGGACUUGCAAGAUGUUAAGGAAAUGUACAAGGGACAAAUAGAUGAGCUAUUGAGACAGCAGAAACAAAACACAAAGUGAUGAUUUCGUUAUUAAAGUUGAGGUACAUGUUAAAUAAUAUUUGCAUAGUAAAUACUAUUUAUUUAAGAGAGACGUUUAGUCGUGCACUUGUGGCAUUUCACAAUUGCUUCUGUGCUUUUGUUUUGGAUAUGAUGAACUGAACAAUUCAGAGGGCAAAAGAUGAAAUUAUCACUGAAAUAGAAUUCAAAUUAAUAUAUUCAAAAACUAUUUCAUAGUUUGGCGGUGAGUUCUCUCCCAGAAACAAGUAUGAAACUUAGUCUUAUGAAGUUAUUAUUGUAUUUAUUUCAGUGUUUUUGGAUUUAUUGUUUUAUAGUUGUUAUUUUUUUCUUGAGUUUGAAUAUCUAAAAAAGGACCAUCAUGGAAAAAAAUCUGUUUUUCCGUUAACCAGCUGUUGCACCCCUACGAACGACAACCCUCAGAAGUCGACACUUGUGCGAGCUAAGGAUUAACGAGGGUUUACCUUUUAACGUGUGAUUCCUAACACGGAAGUGCACAUGAAUACUGAAACGGGACCAUUGAAAAUCAGUGUUGAAAUUUACUUUCUACAACGAGAGAACUUCUUGCCAUACAUUUUGCAAACCAAGUUGGUGUACCCAGAAACAAUUGGUUUUCUUGCUUUUGGCAUAAUUGAUUUAGAAUUAAAAUCAUUGAAUGAUAACGAUUUUUCUUGAUAUAUUAUUGAAAACUUCAAUAUUUUAACACCUAUUUGAGAAACAGCAAUGAUAAUGCUUUUCAAUUUGUUGGGUUAAACACUUAUCACAACAGAUUAGAUAUUAUUUUCCUUGAGAUAAGUUUAUGCAAUUUAGUAUUGAGUUUCUUGAGAACUUUUAAUUUUAUCAAACAGUAUUCUCAGACGAUACUGAAAGAAAUAUACUUUACUGUUGUAGAGAAGUUAUUUUUGAUAUUUUUAUAGAUGGGUAAUUCUCAAACAAUACUUUUUAGGUCAAAAAAGGUAAAACUGGAACCUCUGGCGUAGAAUAAAUCAUAAAACAAACACUUUUCCCAAACACCAGAAAUGGAGUACUCUUCUCGACUCAGGUGUCACCAACCAAGUUGGCGUCUUCGGGAGAUGAAGUUAGUGUCUUUUUCUUCUUGACGACAACUUGGUUGGUGAAACAUGCGUCGAGAGGAGUAUUGCAUUUCAAAUGUUUGGGAAAAGUAUUCGUUUUUGGAUUUGAAAUUCAUGCUUUAUAUUAGACUUUUUACGAGUUUUUAAAAUAUAUUUGAUUUAUUUUUCCUAACCUUGGCAGACGAUUUUUCUACAUGAUUUUCUGUUGUCUGUUAGGUAGGGGGACAGGUUGCCAGACUGUAUUACCUUUCUGUAUUUAGAUUAGAAGGAACAAAAUGCAGCUGGUAUGCUGACUGAGCGUUGUUGAGACUUCAAGAUAGUACCUUCAUCCUCACACUCAUCCCUACAAGUUUAACUUCGAGUAAACACGAAGUUCCCCAGUUGGUCGUUGCUUAAGACUUAUAAAUUAUACCUUCAAACUCGCAGUCAACACAUGUACCACUGAAGAUGUAUGCCGCAGUAGCAGAUAAAUCGGUCUGUUGAGAAAAAAUUGACCUAUGAGAGAGAUUGUAAAGUUUACUGAUAGUGAAACAUACUGAUUCCUUUGUUUUUGUUAUAUAAUGAUAUGUAUUAUGUCUAAAAUACCAGUUUUAUUAUUCAGUUAUUUGAUAAACAACCAAAGACGACUAGUAUGGAAAGUAUUUUUCUUUUAAUUUUUUUUUAACCCAUUCCAUUAUUUUGAAGAACUUUUUCAGUUUUCAAACUCUACAGUUAGAUAUAGAAAAAAUGGGAUUUCCUAAGAAAUGAAAUGAAUUAAUGGUGUAUGAAUGUGAAGGUGGGAUUAAGUUCCCCCCUUUUCAUAGAUGUAAACAUGAGCCUCUUCCUUGCUGAAAUUGCUAAGUUUUCAACUUAGUUUCUCCGUGAUUCAACAGUUUAUAUAGAUAAUAAGGGGGCUACAUUAUCUGCCACAUACUUACUCAUAUUUAAAUCUUCCAGUAUUCAAUUUGCUUCUGAGAAAAAUCAGGAAAACUUAUUGAUAAGGGUUUUAUUCACUUCAUAUUUAUUAUUUGUAAAGAACUACCAAACAUUGUGGUAAACUCAGCUGAACAUUAGUUUGUGGUUUAGGGAGGAGCAAAUACUGGAAGGGAUCAAAGGUUACCAACAUAGGUUUUGGUUUUGGAGUGGUCUAUCCUCAAAUAUUUCAACCAAUAAUUAUUUGAAAAACUUUUUUGUGGAGGGUUCGACGUUUUGUUUCUGUUUUUUGAAUGUUUAACCUUCCACAGCCUGAAAAAUGAGUGAAGCUAAAUCAAUAAAAAAUCUGUUGAAGUCUAAUAAAGUGAAAACGAAAAAGUUCACCCCAAAAAGUUACUGCAUAAUAUAAACCACUCAGUUCACUUCAGUAACUUGUAUUCAUGAAUUUUGCCUACAAAAUGAAAUUUCUAUAGUUAGCUCUUUUCAGAUGGUUCACCUUUCGGAAACUUCACAAAUUAGAUUUUGAAUACUGCCUCUAUUGGAAACAGCUUUUUUCCUUUAACACAUGUCAAAUUGAAUUUUCUGGAAAUGGAAUAGAUUGUUGGGAAAGAAAGUUUUUGGCUUAGUACUACUCUAUCUUGAUACAGAAAAUAGUAACUUGUUUAUUGGCUAUUAUAGCUAUUAUUAUGGCUACUAUAGACAUACAAAAUAUUUAGUAUCAAGAAUUUUAGAUAUUGCAUUUUUUAUUGAAAUGAUAUAUUUACUUUAUAUCUUUCUUUUCUCACAUACAUUUUAUAUUUGAACUUAGUUUCAUCAAUAACAUACUGAGGACUCAACCCGGAUCAAGUAAGAAAACGUGUUUCAAUUCCAAGUACUCAUUUAUUUUCAACUAAUCACUUGUAAAGAGUUCAUCAUAUCUCAUAAUUUAUGGUAUAAAUGAGUAAAUACGUUUUUAAUCUGUGAUAUUGUGGAACUUUUAUAUAUUAUGUAGGUUUACUUGUACUUUUGAAUUUAUUCUGUGUUGGUUAUGAAUAUAUGAAAUAAAUUAUCCAAAUUGUG